AGCGAUGACACGCCGCGGAUACGCCUGUAUGAUUCAGAAUUUGUGGUAAGUUUAACUUGCGCUUUAAGCCGCGCUAAGUUAUUCUGCGUGCGUGCUGCUCGCCCCUGCAGUCUCUCUAACGGUCCGUACGGCGAUAUGUAUGGAGAAUGAGUCUAAGCGCAGCACCUGAGAACAGGAAUCCGCCAGUCUGACUUCCCCAAAUGCACUAUGUGUACGAUAAUUCGCGAUGUGGCUGCUUACAUAACGGCGUGGAUGGGGGGUUGGAGGUCAUGAAGGUAAUCAGUACCUGUGGGUUUGAAUUCGGGAGCCGUUACCGCAGAAGGAGCCCGCGCUUCCCAUCAAUAAUUAAUCUAUUUGCGAAGCAGCGGGAAAGGGGGAGAGAGUGCGCGGAUCCCGCGAUCCUCGUUUUGAACGGCAAUCGCCCGCGAAUCAUGUCAGUAACGGACAGCUCUCCGAGCAGGGCUGACGAGGAGGACAAGGGAGGAUGAAGGAGCGAGGGGGGACGGGAGAGGUAGAGGAGGAAUAUAAUGAAGUUGAGCGGGAAAGGACUGUGUGCCAUCGUCUCCAGCUGCCUGCUCUUCGUGUGUGCCGUGAGCGCCGUGGCUGUCGGAUUCAAAUGCAUUUCGCUGGGCUCCGAAGUGAAAGUGCAUUUUCACCUGGGAACGGCAGCCGGGGCUUUUUAUUCAGGGCUCCUGGUCGGUCUAGGGCAGGUACUGCUCGGAUUCUCCCUGCUCUGCUGCGAGGGGAGACCCGGCAGGCGGAAUUUCUUCCUGCUGGGAAUCUUAGUGUUCAUGUUGGGAAUUCUCACCGCUUUCUCUGGCGCCGUGGUGGACGGGGACACCGUGUCGCUGGUGGAACGGAAGUACACCCACUACUGCCUGGACUCUGUGGAUUUAGAGCCCAUCUGCGAACGGCUGAAGCUCUAUCAGCGGAGUCUGAUCAUAUCCACGAUCCUCAACACUCUGGAAUGCCUAAUUGGGCUUAUUAACUUAGUGAUCAUCAAGAGGUAUAAAACGGCGCAGUUCUAUCGGAGGAGGCUGUCUCAGAGGCAAAGCGUGGGGGCUAUUCUUUUCAACGAGGAGCAAGACUUUACCGCGUCGGAAUUCCAGCCGGUUUCGUACAUUAACUUGGGGGUAUUUCAUGUGUUCGACGAGGCAGGAGGGGAAGUACAAUGCGGGGGUCAUCCCUCGAUCGAACUACCGGGCUAUUCACCCACUGAUCCCGAACUAAACCAUUCCUACCCCUUUUCGUACCCUCUCCCGAAUGAGCUGCCACCCGCGUACGAGGACAUUUUCCCCGGAGAAGCGAGCAACAAAUAGCUUCUCCUCCUCCAAAGUUGCGACCGGCGCUAUGAAAUCUGCAGUGACAAUCACGGGAUGUACUCUAAAUUUAGUCAUGUUUAGCGUUCAGUCAUAUUCGGACAAAUGUUUUACGGUUCUUAUCCAUCUUCUAAGAACGACCGUUUUUACAGAGCCUAUAGCGACAGAGUGUACACACACUUAUUUAUCUUUUGGUAUAUAGGCUAGUCUCGGUUCUAUAUACUCGAAAAUACGCUUAUAGUACAGUCUUCUGUUAUUGAACGGUCCUCAUGUUGAAGAACGCAAGAUCUAAAAAGUAAAUAUGAAAGAUCAUGCGCUGCGUUAGCGGUGGUACGAAACAUGCCAUAUACAUUUGUAGACGCUGUUAUGUUAUUGGACAGUCACAUAUAUCCUUAUAUAGAGCCUAUUGGUACAUGAGCACGUCACCUAAAAAUAUAUUUAUUAUUAAAUAACUAAAUACGAGGGAUAAAUGACAAAAUAACAAUUCGUCUAUAAUCCUUAAAAUUGUCACUGAAGGGACCUCUAUAUUAAAAUAUAGGAUCAUGAAGAUGCUACUAACAUAACAAUGACUUUUAAAACAAAAACAACACGAAUAAAAUCCAAAGACAUAUGAGGCAUUUUCGUAGUUUAAUUAAAUUGCCAGUUUGAAGUAAGGUGGCUUAUAGGUAUUUGCGACAGAAAAUAUUUCAUUCAACAUUACGCAAAGCACAAAAUACAGCAUAUAUUAACGAAGAAAAAACAUUUAGUGGAAUAUAAACAUUUAUCAUAUUUUAUGCGAUCAGACAAACUCGCCCAUAUCAUAUGUAUAAUUAUUUUUGAGAAUAUUUUAAAAUGUUACCUUAUGAUUGCAGCUGUCAAGAAAUCAGCAUUAGCCGUUUGCAAAGUCUGAAAACAGUCAACUCUUCAAACGGAUAAAUCCUGGCUUUCCCCCACAUGUGGUAUAAUUUCCUCGUAGAUUGUGUUUUCCUGUAUACGCGCAGAGGUGUUGCUGUGGUAUUCGGAGAUGAUUUUCAGGAAACAGCUAAAAGAGGAGGCGACAGCAGUGCGACAGUUUGUGCGCUCUCAAAUGUAUAUAAGUAUUUUCAACUAUGUGCAACGGAAGCUGAAAUAAGGUUUACUGAAAAACAUAUGACGUUUAACAUUUAUAAACGAAUGUAUUUGCACUUUACUUUUUAAAUUUCCUCUUUGUUUGCAAAGGUAGCAAUUGUAACAUAACUUUGAAUAAAAUGUGCCUGCACUCACCGAAUUGACGGCGAGCUACUUAGCCUA
Messenger RNA from Conger conger (European conger), 2588 nucleotides. Its product is annotated as transmembrane protein 271-like. Bases 528 to 1319 code for a protein of 263 amino acids. The record is from RefSeq and is a predicted model, not a curated record. Lineage: Eukaryota; Metazoa; Chordata; Actinopteri; Anguilliformes; Congridae. The transcript has a single exon.